Microdochium trichocladiopsis is the source of this 2087-nucleotide messenger RNA. Its product is annotated as mitochondrial-processing peptidase subunit beta. Bases 256 to 1689 code for a protein of 477 amino acids. NCBI's taxonomy places the organism in Eukaryota, Fungi, Ascomycota, Sordariomycetes, Xylariales, Microdochiaceae. Gene Ontology annotation, cellular component: mitochondrion. Gene Ontology annotation, molecular function: metal ion binding; metalloendopeptidase activity. The transcript is spliced from 5 exons. The record is from RefSeq and is a predicted model, not a curated record.
CAGGCACUGAGCAGGGCCGGCGGACACCUGGGCGGCCAGCAACGCAAGGCCAGGCCCGGGCCUGGGGCGUGGGCUGCCGUCUGUCCCCAGUGCGUGCCCAGUGCCGCUGCUGGCAACCUCCACGCUGGGAAAAUCCAAUUGCGAGCUUUCCUGCCCGGCACUGACGCACCUUGAAAUCUUCAUCAAACCGCUCACUGCGACCGCCUCCGUCUCGUCCGGAUCCGCCCCCCAUCCACCUCCUCCUGCCCAGCAUCAAUGGCGUCCCGGAGACUCGCUCUGAACCUUGGGCAGGGCCUGCGCGCCCGCGCCGCCCCCUCCGCCCUUCGCUCCAUCAACAGAGGCUUCGCUACGCCCGUCACCUCCCCGGCUGGCGCGAAGACACAGUCGACGACCCUCAAGAACGGCCUCACCGUCGCUACCGAGUACUCGCCAUGGGCCCAGACAUCGACCGUCGGCGUCUGGAUCGAUGCCGGCUCCCGUGCCGAGACGAAGGAGAACAACGGCACUGCGCACUUUCUUGAGCACCUGGCCUUCAAGGGUACUCAGAGACGCACACAGCAGCAGCUCGAGCUUGAGAUCGAGAACAUGGGUGGCCACCUGAACGCCUACACAUCGCGCGAGAACACCGUCUACUUCUCCCGGGCAUUCAACGCCGAUGUCCCUCAGUCCGUCGACAUCCUUGCCGAUAUCCUCCAGAACUCCAAGCUUGAGCCCUCCGCCAUCGAGCGUGAGCGUGACGUUAUCCUCCGCGAGUCUGAGGAGGUCGAGAAGCAGAUCGAUGAGGUUGUCUUUGACCACCUGCACGCCACCGCCUUCCAGCACCAGCCCCUCGGCCGCACUAUCCUUGGGCCCCGCGAGAACAUCCGGGAUAUCAGCCGCACCGAGCUCACCAACUACAUCAAGAACAACUACACUGCCGACCGCAUGGUCCUCGUCGGCGCUGGUGGCAUUCCUCACGAGCAGCUCGUCGACCUUGCCGAGAAGCACUUCUCCGGCCUCCCCACCACCUCGGUCCACGACUCUGCCUACCUCCAGUCCAAGGCUAAGCCCACCUUCAUUGGCUCCGAGGUCCGCGUCCGUGAUGACAACAUCCCUGCCGCCCACAUCGCCCUUGCCGUUGAGGGUGUCAGCUGGAACGACGACGACUACUUCACUGCCCUCGUCACCCAGGCCAUUGUUGGCAACUACGACAAGGCCAUGGGCACUGCUCCCCACCAGGGCAGCAAGCUCGCUGGUUUCGUCCACCAGAACGACCUUGCCAACAGCUUCAUGAGCUUCUCCACUAGCUACAGCGACACUGGUCUCUGGGGUAUCUACCUCGUUUCCGACAAGCUCACCACCCUCGACGACCUCGUCCACUUCACACUGCGUGAGUGGUCGCGCCUUUCCAGCAACGUCACCCAGCCCGAGGUUGAGCGCGCCAAGGCCCAGCUCAAGGCUUCCAUCCUCCUGUCUCUUGACAGCACAUCCGCCGUUGCCGAGGAUAUCGGCCGCCAGCUUGUCACAACCGGUCGCCGGAUGAACCCUGGCGAGAUUGAGCGCCAGAUCGAUGCCAUCACCGAGAAGGAUGUGAUGGAGUUCGCCAACCGGAAACUGUGGGACAAGGACCUGGCCAUCAGCGCCGUCGGCAGCAUCGAGGGUCUUUUCGACUACCAGAGAAUCAGCAACGACAUGAGCCGAAACUUCUAAACUCAUGAAGAAGCUGCGUGGGGAGGGGUGAUGAGAGAGGAAGUGAACAGCGUUCUGUGGAAGGGCAAGGCGAAGAACCCAAUCAUAGAGUGUACCAGAUACCGCACAACUAGUUGUACCAUAAAGGACUUUUCAUCUGUUAGAGGUCGUACGGGUUCAUCGACGUGCUCUUGGAUAAUCAGUGACAUAAAUGCAAGCAGUUAGAAGCAAAGACUGCGUCCGAUGGUCCGUCUGCGUUUUCACGGAUCCGUCGAAGGAUCCUAUAUUCGCACCAGUAACUGGAACCCUGCUGCGACUACCUUGACCUGGGUGACGGGCUAAGGGGGGGAUACGUCAGGCUUCACAUAGCAUUUGGUAAACACGGUCUUUGCAAAUCGGUGACCGCACCAACACAUUCC